Molecule: messenger RNA, 4257 nt
Organism: Seminavis robusta
Lineage: Eukaryota; Bacillariophyta; Bacillariophyceae; Naviculales; Naviculaceae
Source: the annotation of a GenBank genome assembly
AUGGCUCCCUACCAAACAUCCGUGAGGCUUCCCGCUCGUUCGAGUCUCUCUGGUUCCAUUACCGCCGAAGCUCUGGCUCGAUUGGAAUUGGCGACAAACGAAUUGUACCAAAGUGGCAGUGACGACAAUGGCGGCGACGAUCAAUCGGACCGCAGCGGCGUGAGUUCCUAUUUGGGAGACGAAGCAUCCGAGUUUGGCACCAUUGCCAGUAGUCGACGCUCCGACAAUCACACGAGUCCCGAAAAGAUUGCCGAACAAUUGUCGCAACGAGAGUCCAUGCGCAUUUUGCGAUUGCGUGUCAUUGUGAUUUCCGUCUUGUUCUUGACGGCCUUGGCCAUUUCCAGUGUCGUUUUCAAGAUUACCACGGAUGGAGAAGUCGAUGAGUUUACCACACAAUACGAAAGUGCCUCGUCCAAAGUCAUUGCGACGUUUGAAGAUGUCAUGAAUCGUAUGGGAUCCGUGGCGGGGUUGGGAUUGUCCUUUACAUCGCAGGGAAUGCAUACACAAGAGCAAUGGCCGUUUAUGACUUUGAAUGACUUUCCACCCAAGGCACGCAAUGCACUCCAACUCUCCGGGGCACUCAUGGUGGGAAUGAGUCCCAUUGUGCAGGGACACUUGUUUGACGAGUGGGACAAUUAUGUCAUUCAACCACAAAACACCGAAUGGAUCAACCAAUCCUUGACGUACCAAGCCGAACUUCACUUGAAUCACUCGUCUUCCGUAUCAUCAUCAAACCGUCCCGUCGAUGUCAUGCAUUACUUUGACCAUGGCGCCGUGGUUCCCGAAGUGCCGGGAAAACCAUGGUACUUGCCCGUCUGGCAAACCGCCCCGUACAUUCCAGAUCACGGAUUGGUCAACAACAAUCUUCUCAGGUAUGAAAAUACAACCGAUUUCAUUACCAAUGUCAUUACCCAUGGACACGCUGUGGUUUCCGAAUUCUACGGGGCACCACCGGGAACCACUGCCAGUGACAAUGCCGAUACGGCUCUCUUUGCAUCGCUUCGAACCGCCAAGGAAAAGACAUCGUCGCCGUACUUGGGCGAUCCACUUUCCAAUUUGUACAUUCCCGUCUUUGAUACCUUUUCGACUGCUAGCGCCAAAAGUCAGCAACAAACCGUCGUGGGUGUCUUGCAUGCCAUUAUUCAUUGGAAAUCUUACUUCAAGAAAAUAUUACCCGACAAUGUCCAACGCAUCAUUGUCGUAUUGGAGUAUCAAUGUGGUGGGGGUGACAAUGACAAUAAUGAUGACAACGACAACACUACUACUGAGGCUCCUCGACGAGACUUGGCCACUACUUUUACCAUCAUUGACGAAUCAGAGGCAUCCACCGACCCCAACAGUUAUUGGGCACUGCCUUCUUCCGUCCCUCCAGAAGAGGAGAUCACGUCGGAUGCCGACAACAACGAUGGAAAUAGUUAUUGGGAAAUUGAUCAGUUUUCCACGCAAACUGCAAUGCCUGAACCAACCAAUCCACUAGAACAAGAAGAACAACCCGAGCAGACCGCAAUGCCCGAACCAACCCAACAACCAGAACAAGAAGAACACGAAGAAGAAGAAAGAGACCCAGUGAAUGUCACGACGGACGACUUUUUUUCUGCAGAGUCGUCACAAGAAACCAACCAUAAUGGAACCUCCACGGAUGACGACGACGACGGCCCUUCCUUUUUUACGUACUACGUGGAAGGAUCCGAAGCCCAUGCCAUUGGAUACGGCGAUCAUCACGAUCCGAGGUUUGAUCAUUGGAUGCGAGUGGGGACAUUUGCCACGCGCAAUUUGGAUGAUGGAACUGUCGGUGGGAUUCCCGUCGAUCAACAAUGCUCGUAUCACAUUUACGUGUAUCCCACACAAUCCUUUUACGAUGAAUUCAUCACCACCACGCCCUUGCACAUUACCAUGGGUAUUGUCGUGGUCUUUAUUUUUGCCAUUGUCAUGUUCCUCAUGUACAAUCGAUUGGUCGAAAAACGGCAGCAGAAAGUGUUGCAAAAGGCGACCCAGUCCACGGCCAUUGUCGCGUCGCUCUUUCCAAAGAACGUCCGUGAUCGGUUGCUGGCAGGAGGCAAUUUGGAAAAAGAAGAAACCGACGGGUUUGGAAUUGGGAACAAGUCUCGUCUCAAGGGGUUCAUGGCGGGUGAAACAGAAGGCAACGAUGAAGACGAGCAGCCGAUUGCGGAUCUUUUUCCACACUGCACGGUGUUCUUUUGUGAUAUUGCUGGGUUUACGGCAUGGUCAUCCACUCGUGAGCCCGCGCAGGUUUUCAUCUUGCUCCAGGGUUUAUACCAGGCAUUUGAUCAGCUUGCAAAACGUAGGCAUGUCUUCAAAGUUGAGACUAUUGGGGACAGCUAUAUGGCUGUCACGGGUUUACCCGAUCCGCAAGAGCAUCACGCCAGCAUCAUGGUUCGUUUCGCCUGGGGUUGCAUUGUGAAAAUGAAGGAAGUGACGAAGAGACUGGAAAGAACCCUAGGCCCCGACACCACAGAACUCUCCAUGAGAAUUGGCUUGCAUUCAGGGCCUGUGACUGCUGGCGUCUUGCGAGGAGACAGAGCCCGCUUCCAAUUGUUUGGAGAUACAGUCAAUACGGCAAGUCGCAUGGAAUCAACUGGUGUUCGUGGAAAGAUUCAAGUCUCAGAAACGACUGCCAACCACUUAAGGGAUGCUGGAAAGGACCACUGGGUCAAGCCGCGAGAGGACGUAGUGAAGGCUAAGGGGAAAGGAGUUUUACGAACUUACUGGGCUAAUCCAAAGAACAAGCGCAGUGAAAAUGGCAGCUCUUCGUGGGAUGUCGGGAGUAGCGAGGAACCGGUAGAAGACGACGACGAAGAUGACAACGGAAACAGCGGAGCUCAGCAACAAGCCCAAGACCGCCUAGUGGAUUGGAUUGUCAAGCUCUUGUCGGAUGACAUUCUGAAGAUUCUAUCCGCUCGCGCCAGGAGCAGCGCCAUCAAAGCGAAUUCAAUAGGCAAUCUAAUGAAGGGUGCCAAUGCACCAGCACCAACAUAUCACCCUCCAGAAGGCAAGACGUGCAUGGACGAGGUCAAAGAAGUCAUUCGCAUGCCCAAAACGGUCGCAAAAUCAGAUGAAAGGAAGGUGUCCGAGAUCCCCGAUGAAGCCCUUCAUGAGCUUGGUGAAUACGUAACUGGCAUUGCCCUCAUGUAUCGAAACAACCCUUUCCACAACUUUGAACAUGCAUGUCAUGUGACGAUGAGUGUCAACAAGUUGAUUCGACGUAUUGUGAAUCCAGACAUCUCGGCGGAAAAAGCGGCUGGUUUGGAUGAUGCUAGCAAGAAGUUGGCAAUGCACGUGCAUGACUUCUCGUACGGGUUUUCGUCGGAUCCUCUGGCAAUGUUUGCAAUGACGUUUUCAGCAUUGAUUCAUGAUGUUGACCACCGAGGAAUCUCAAAUAUGCAGCUGGCAAAGGAAGAGCCAGAGAUGGCCACCAUGUACCACAGCAAGAGUGUUGCCGAACAGAACUCGCUGGAUGUUGCUUGGGAUUUGCUGAUGGAAGACCGUUUCUCCAACCUCAGGAAAUGUCUCUUUGAAUCCAAGGAGGAGCUGAUGAGGUUCCGCCAGCUCAUUGUGAACGUUGUGCUUGCUACCGACAUCUUCGAUAAGGAGCUCAAUGAUCUCCGAAAGAAUCGUUGGAGGAGAGCAUUCUCAGGGGAAGGAGGGGAAGAAUCAGACAGAAGCGAUCUUCGUGCGACGAUUGUUAUUGAACACAUCAUCCAAGCUUCCGAUGUGUCUCAUUGCAUGCAACAUUGGCAUGUGUACCAAAAGUGGAAUCGCUGUCUGUUCAGGGAGAUGCACACAGCAUUCAAGCAAGGACGCCUAGGGAAGGAUCCGGCUGGUUUCUGGUACAAAGGCGAGAUGGGCUUUUUUGACAACUACAUCAUCCCUCUGGCUAAGAAGCUAAAGGACUGCGGUGUCUUUGGUGUCAGUAGUGAUGAAUAUUUGAACUACGCCGUUCAGAACAGAGCAGAGUGGGAGGAGAGAGGGGCAGAGAUUGUAGCAACCAUGGUCGAGGAGGUCGCAGAGGACAAUCUAGCCACGGGCAGUACAACUGUCCGAAAGGCUUUGAAGCGUUUCAGUGCCCCACCAGAGCAAAUGAUGAGGGAUGCCAUGGCGCUUCAAGAGUCUCUAAACGGUGGUGCGAAACCACCCAAACCAUCAAGAGGACAUCGAGCUUCGACCAGUGAGUCGUUCCCCAGCAACUCGCAGGAAUUUCGGGAGUCGAUAGGUGUUUCGGCCAAGACAACACACUAG